CAUCGUCCCUCCUCACCAUGUGUGUUUGACGUCACAAACUUAGGAGGGGCUCCUCCGUGAGGCUGCUUGCUGUUUGUGGUGCUGAAACAACGCCUGAAUUGUGUUGCCUUUUAACCAAUUUCUGUUUUUGCUCUCGCGCUUCCCCCCCCCCCUAAAAACAUGCGUGUUUAAUCCGAGAGUCUCCACCGAGCAGCUGACACCUGGGGCGGCGGUAAAACACGCGUUUCUAGCGGGGUUAAGAGAUGGAUUAGCACCGCAAUGAACACAGGCAGGAGCGGUAUGGAUUCACGGUGGUGUCCCGUCCUCGUCGCUGCAUUGGCGGUCAGCCUCUGCUCCUCACCUGCCCUGGCUGACAGAACAUUUGGUUGCCUGUUUGAAGACGAGCUCUGUACGACCUAUGAGUUCUGCAUCGACGAUGGAGUGUUUGGAAGAUGCCAGCAGCUCGCCCAUGCAGACCUCAACACAUACGAUAUUUCUCCGUCUGCUCUGCAGCGCCUCAGGAUCCUGCUGCAGAAACUGGCUCACAGAGGUUUGACCUGGCAGGACGACCUCACACAGCAGGUCAUCUCUAGAGAGCUCUCCAAACUGAGGAGCGUCCCUCGCCAUCAGGCCACGCUAUCGAGCCCUCUGGCCGCCCUCAGCAGAUCCAGGGAGCGCAAACCGAGGCCCACGCAGGCCCAACUCAACGGACACCUGCAGCAGUACCUGACGGGUCUCGGCUUCCUGCAGCAUCCUGAGGAUUAUGGACGACCAGGGAUCCACGGAGAGGAAGACAACGUUCAGAAUGAAGACGUCAAGUCGAGCAGUAAUUUGGAGCCGAGCCGAUCCAAACCCCAGCAGGCCUGGAAGGAGACCACUUUGUACAGCCUCCAUAAAGGAGACGGCAAACCUCCCGUCACCAAGGUCUUCACCAAGAGCGGGGAGGGCAGACACCCAGGGUUCAGCGCGCCCGUCUCCAAACAGGACCCCGAGAGGAGCAAGCUGCUGUCCAGCCAGCUGGGGCGCCUUCUCUCUGAAACACCGAGCGCCCAGCAGGCCAGCAGGGGCGGCGCGACCGAGUGGCCUGAAGGUAAAGUCCACUACCUGAGCUACGUCCGGCCUGCUCCCGGCGAGAAUGCACAGCCACAGUCCAAGGUGGCGUUUACCUCCAAAAGCGAAAGGCCCAAUCUAGACCGACUUCUGCUGAAGGCCGGAUCGAACCGCCCGAACGGCAAAGAGCCGCUCGGUGUCAUGGAUG
Messenger RNA from Labrus bergylta (ballan wrasse), 1237 nucleotides. NCBI's taxonomy places the organism in Eukaryota, Metazoa, Chordata, Actinopteri, Labriformes, Labridae. The record is from RefSeq and is a predicted model, not a curated record.